Molecule: messenger RNA, 492 nt
Organism: Cylicostephanus goldi
Lineage: Eukaryota; Metazoa; Nematoda; Chromadorea; Rhabditida; Strongylidae
Source: the annotation of a GenBank genome assembly
AUGAAUCGGACCACGCUAGUGGCAGAGGGUUUUGAAAACGCCGUCGAUACGCACCAGUUCAAAGACAAGCAGUUGUGUGGCACACCUGAAUACAUUGCCCCCGAAGUGAUCCUUCGCCAGGGUUACGGCAAACCUGUGGACUGGUGGGCUCUAGGUGUCAUUCUGUACGAAUUCCUUGUUGGAUGUGUGCCUUUCUUCGGUGAUACACCUGAAGACCUUUUCUCGAAGGUGAUAUCAGAAGAAGUUGAAUAUCCCGACGGUGAGGAAGCUUUGCCUGCCGAAGCUGAGGACCUGAUAAGACGGCUAUUGGAGAAAAAUCCUGUUGAACGUCUUGGAGCGCUGGUUGGUGCAACCCAGCUGAUGGUACAUCCAUUCUUCGCCAACCUGGAUUUCAAUACUCUGCUUCGACAGAAGGCCGAAUUUGUACCACAGCUGGAACAUGACGAGGACACUAGCUACUUUGACAGUAAGUUUCUUUCAGUGAAAAAUUGA